Molecule: messenger RNA, 1991 nt
Organism: Acomys russatus (golden spiny mouse)
Lineage: Eukaryota; Metazoa; Chordata; Mammalia; Rodentia; Muridae
Gene: Ifnar2
Product: interferon alpha and beta receptor subunit 2
Exons: 9
Coding region: 321-1889 (522 amino acids)
Molecular function (GO): interleukin-22 receptor activity; protein binding
Source: RefSeq, a predicted model, not a curated record
GGCUGGGUUCCAUCCAGAAAGCCUCUGGCUAAGGAGGGAACCCGCGGCCUCCUGGCCUGCGCUGGUCUUGCUUCCAGAUCUGGGGAAGCCCGGCGGCGAGCCGUGACGCUCCUUGUCGCUGAGCACCGGGCACCGCCCGCCGUCCCUCUGGCUUUCGGCCUGGGUCGGCUUCGGCCUACAGCCACUGCUCGCCAGCCGUGAGCAUCCGUGCCUGGCGCCCAGAGCAGCUCGGAGGUGGCCCCAGGGACAUCUCCGAGGGGAUCUUCGAGACGCAGCUGCCCAGGUGCGAGAACAAAGACGGGACUUAAAAUCCAGCCAGGAUGCUUUCAAAAAACAGCGUCUCCAUCAUCGGUUUAGUUAGCCAGUGUCUCGUGGUGAGCAUGAGCCUACAGUGUGGAUUAUUCUCUGCUUUUAAUGAGGAACCUUGCACUGUAAACCUGGCAUUACGCAAUUUCCGACUAAUUUUAUCAUGGGAACUGAGGAACAAAUCCACCCCGCCGACUCAGUACACAGUGUUGUACACGGUCAUGAGCAAAAACGAAACAUCAAAGGUUGUUAAGAACUGUGCAAAUAUCACGGAGUCGUCAUGUGAUGUGACCGGCCAGUGGAAUGACACCAUUGAGAACUAUGUCCCCAUCAUCUUAGUGUAUAGAAGGGACUCGAUGGCAAACUGUUGUGCAGGCUCUGUCCUGCUCACAGACGCUGUUGUUGAGCCACCAGACUUUGAGAUUGUUGGCUUUAUGGACCACAUAGAAGUAAUAGUGAAAUUUCCACCUGUCAUUCCCAAGAUAUACGAGGAAACCUUACGGGAGAUCCUAAGUUAUACACAGCUUGUCAUCAAGGAACAGACGGGGAAUAGCAUCAAGAUGCACGAGCCCAAAAUGACUAAUGUCUAUGGGAACUUCACCUACGUCCUUACAGACUUGCUGCCAAAGACAAACUACUGUGUCUCUGUUUAUUUUGACAAGUUAGGCCUGGAAACCGAAAUAAAGGCUCCCUUAAAAUGCACCCUCUUUCAGCCUGACAAGGAAUCAGGAUCGUCAGAAUUUGCCAAAGUAGGAGUAAUUACUGGGUGCUUGAUAGUGGUGGUUUUCAUAGGCACUAUCAUAGUACUGAAACGGAUUGGUUAUAUUUGCUUAAGAAACAAUUUCCCCAAUGUCUUGAAGUUCCGUUACUUUUUAGCCUGGGUAGUCCUCGAACUGCCACCGUCAGAAGCAGUCAGCCGGUUGGAGGUCAUCCCCACGAACAAAAAGAAGAAACUGUGGAAUUACGAGUAUGGAGAUGAAAGUGGCAGUGAUGACGAAGAAGUCCCCAAAGCGAGUGCCACUGGUUACACCAUGCAUGGACUGAUGAGCAAGCUUCAGCAGCAGGCCUCUGACUCCCCAGGCAAUCCCGGGGAGCCCCAGCUAGAAGAAGAUUCAGGUGCCGAGGAGUGUGAUGAAGCUGAGGCGGGGGCUGGAGCUGAGCCCGAACUGCUCACAGAGGCCGAGUUGGGGCCGUGCCUCAGUCCCUCAGAAGCCCCGAGUGACCCCUAUGAGAGGAGAGGGUGUGUGCGUGAGGACUCCUUCCCCGGGGAAGACAGCAGCUCCAUGGAUGGGCCUGAGGACACCGCUAUCUUCAACGUGGACUUAAACUCUGUGUUUUUGAGAGUUCUCCACGAUGACGCUGAAGACACCUCAGAGCUAUUAUCUCUCACAGAAGAUACAGUCCUCCCAGACGAGGGUCCCCACAGGACAGAGUCAGGGCUUCUGAUGGCUGGUGGGGACCGGACACAGCUGCCCCAUCCCAGCCUCUCUUCCCAGGGUCUAUGGACGGAAGAUGGGUCAUCUGAAAGGACUGACACUUCAGAUUCCGAUGCUGACGUAGGAGAUGGUUAUAUUAUGAGAUGACUCUAGAAGGGGUUCAUUGACUGGAGGGGUUCAUGGGUGGAACCAGCCUACAAGGUUCUCAUCACAGCCUGAUUCCAUGGCGCCAGGUGUCUGUGAGGGAGG